Pneumocystis carinii B80 is the source of this 4290-nucleotide messenger RNA. RefSeq lists its product as hypothetical. Gene Ontology annotation, biological process: ribosome biogenesis. Lineage: Eukaryota; Fungi; Ascomycota; Pneumocystomycetes; Pneumocystales; Pneumocystaceae. The record is from RefSeq and is a predicted model, not a curated record. The transcript has 16 exons. Bases 319 to 4290 code for a protein of 1323 amino acids. Gene Ontology annotation, cellular component: nucleolus.
GAUAUACCAGUUAGAAGUACUCAAGAAGUUACACGUUUUUUAAGAAAUAAAUCAGAAACAUUAGAAGAUAAAUUAAAAACAGCAAAUGAUCUUUUAAAUGGGAAUAUAAAUAUAUAUUUUCCUCAAAAAGAGAAUUUUCUUUUAAAUUGGGUUUUAGAUAAACUUAAAGAAAUUAUACCAAAUAAUGAGAAUUCUCUUAAAGUUAUUUCAGAAUUAUGGGAAUUCUUAAAGGUUAUUUUAAAAUCGAAAGAUCUCUUACCAGAAUCUAAAUAUUUUAAUUUUCAAAAACAUUCAUUUACUACUCUUCUUUCUAUAUCAAUGUCAUUUGCUACUAAAGUUAAAGAAAAUGAAUUAUUAUUAUUAAUUUCAUCAAUCGCAAAAACAAUAGAAUAUAUAUUAUCAGAGGAAACACUUUCUUUAUUUAUUAAAGGAUCAUUUGAUACUACUACUACUAUUUUAGCUGAUUUUUUUUGUUGUAUUAAAGAUUUAAAUCUUUAUGAUGAUACUAUAUCUAUUUUAGGAUCUCAAAUUUUUGGAAUAUGGGAAAAUUCUAUUUAUGGACUUGAAAAUUUUAAAAAGGUAUCUAAAACAAUUUCUUCUAAGGUUUUACCUCAUGCUUGCUACCUUAUUGGAAAAAAAGAUACACCAUUAUGGCUCGAUAAUUUGUUUUCUACUCUUCUUUAUAAAACUUUAUUUUCUCCAGAGUUGUUGAUUGAUUAUAUAAAUUAUCAAAUACAAAAUUCUAAAUUUCAAAAUAUAACUCCAAAAGAAUCUAGUUUAGAACUGUUUUUUAACUCUUUACUGAAUAAUUUACCGAAAACAUCUCAUUCUAAUAUUUUAUCAUCUCUUCCAAAAUUUCUAGAAAUUGCUCAGAAUUCUAUUGGUUAUAAUUCAAUAUAUUCAAAAGUAAAAGUCAAUAUGAACCCAUCAAAAAUAAUGCAACUUAAUGAUAUGUUUUUAUCAGAAAUAUUAAAAUUGGUAUUUAAAUUAUCUUUAGAACAAAAGGCUUUUAAAUAUUCAAUUAUUUUAAAUAUUUUUGAAGUAUCAAAAGAUAACAGCAUUUCUCAUAAAGUUUCUAAUAUUAUAUUGGAACAACAAAUUUCUGAAAUACUUAAAGAAUCAUUUUUAUUAAUUAAAGAAGAUAAUACAAAGAUAAUUGGUUGGAAAUUAUUAUAUACUCUUUUAAAGUUUAAUUUUGAGCUAAUAUUACCAUAUAAUGAACAAUUAUGGUUAAAUUUAACCCAGGUUGAUAUGGCAUCUGAGCAUUCAAAAAUAUGUUAUGAACUAAUAAAAUUAUUUGUAAAUAGCUAUAAAACACAAAGGAAUUUGCAUGAAUUUAUAAACAAUUGGAUGAAGUUUUUAAAUUUUUCUCUUAUCAAUAACUGUAUAUUACUCAGUGAUGAAAUUUUAAUUAUAGUAAUGGGAUCUGCUAAUACUCUUCCAUUAAAUAAAAUAAAAACAAUAAUUAAUUAUAUUUUGGAAGAAAAUAAUUUUGAAGUGUUAAAAAAAUCAAUAAAUUCAAAUGAAUUAUCCUUGAAAAAUUCUUCAGAUAUUUUAAAAAAUCAAAUAAAAAAUCCUUUUUUUAUUUUUUAUCCAUUACUUUCUAUAUUACAUGGAUUAACAGAUACUCAAAUAAUUUCGGAUAUCUGGGAAGAUAUGGUUAAAUUAUAUAAAUAUAUUAUAAUUGAAGUUUUUUCAAACAUUUCUACUCUUUUGAACGAUCAUGGAGUACAUCUAAUAUUUAGAAUCCAUUACAAGGCAAUGUUGUUAUCUCACGAAUAUAUAACUUCUACAGAUCCAUAUAAAAAUUUGGAAUAUAUUAGAUCUAUAACUAACUUUAAAAGGAUCUCACCUAAGAUAUUUUUUUACAUGAUUCAAUGCCAAUUAGUUUAUUUGCAACACUUUGAUCAAGGUUAUUUAGAAGAUUUUAGAACAGAAAAUUGUUUACUUUUGAUGGAUUCAAUUUUAGAUCAUAUAAUAUUUUUUCUUAGAUCUACAUCUAUCAAUUCUCUUUGGGAAGCCGGAAAAAUGCAGUUGAUAAAUAGAGAUAACAUAAGUAUAGCGUAUAUUUAUGUAAUUAAUAACAAUUGGUUGUAUUUGAUAAAUAAAUUUUCUUCUUUUGAUAAAAUUAAAGAAUUUAUGGAUAUUUUUAUUAAAUUUGGUGUUGAAAGUUCUCUAGAAGUUGACAUAAGUCAGUUAUUAUCUUUUUCAAAUUUAUGGUAUAUCUUUUUAUCCAAUGCAGAAAUAUAUGAAUUAGAUUUACUUAGAGAUGCAUGCCUAUCAGCAUUUACAGACUAUAUUUUUUUUUAUGAAUUUGAUCAAAUAUUAUUUCAAGAUAGUAUAAAGUCUUAUUCUAAUAAGAAAUAUAGAAAUCUCAUUGAGGACAAUAAAAAUGACUUUGAUAUUCUAAAAUUUAGGAAAAUAAUGAGAUAUUUACAAAUAAUUCCUAUAAAUUGCAUAAAAGAUUCAGUAAAAGAAAAAUUAUUAGAUUUUUUGUUUUAUAUGGAUUUUCAAUUUAUUAAAAGAUAUCCCAUGAAUAUGGUACUAGAUGAUGGUCGCAAAUUAUUGUAUAGGAUAAUGUUAACAAUAAACACAAUAAAUUCUAUGAUAUAUAACAUCUUUUCUUUAGUAUAUUUUUCUGUUAGCUUGGAUAAUAUUAAAAUAAAGGAAGAAUCUUUGAUUUCCAUUUCUAAUUCAAUAUCUGAGGAAAUAAUUAGGAGAAGAAUAUUUUCUGAUGAAUCUCUUAUUGAUAAAUUAAUUAAAAUUAUUAAAAAAUAUGAAAUAAAUUUAUUAGAUUGUUAUCAUGCAUUUUUAUAUCAACAGACUGAAAAUACAUUUUAUAUACCUGGAAUCAUUCAAUUAAUCUUAAUUUUUUUUUUUGAAAUUCAAAAUAAUGAUAAAAUUUACAAAAAUGAAUUUUUAAAAGAGGACAUCACUAAAUUAAUGCAUUAUUGUUUUGAAAUUAUUGAAAAAUGUUUGAAAAAAUUAUUAGAAAUAUGUCAAAAAGAUACAUCUAAUUUACAAAAAGCAUUGGAUUCAAUUUUUCUUUUUCAACUUUUUUUUAAACUUUCUUUCUUUUUUUUUGAAUAUGAUAAAGAUCUUUUAAAGCAACUUAUAUUUCUUAUCUCUACAUGCUGUUUUUACUAUGAAAAUAUAAAUAUUGAUUUAUACAAAAAAUCUCAAGAUUUACUUUUAUCUUUAUUAAAAAUUCAUUGUAAUAAAGUUAAAAGUUAUGAUGAUAUAUCAGAAAUAUUUAUAGUUUUGAUAACUUUUUUCAAAAAUAUACAAUUAUCUUUGAUGGAUACACCUAAAAUAUCUACUUAUUACAAUUUUGAAUCAUUAUCUAUUUAUUGUUUUAUUCAACAAAAAUCACAAGGUUUAAAAUUCCAGGAUUUUGAAAGAAUAUGUAAAGUAUUAUGUCUUAGUUCAUGGGAGGUAGAAAAUAUUAAUAUGGCAGCGAAUAUUUUUUGUGCAAUUCUAUCAAGUAGGAUAGAAGAGGAGGAAGAAUUAAAAAAAAAAUAUUUGGAAUUAUUUCAAACUCAUGUUUCCUGCUUAAUUUCAAUUGCAAGAAGGACUAAAGAUCUUGAAAUAUUAUAUAAUUUUAUAAAUUUGUUUAAUAUUCUUUUAUAUAAAAAAUCACUGUAUUUUUCACUACAAAAUUUGGAUCAGCUUUUUGUUUUAAUAACUAUGAUAUUAUCUUCUUCUAGUCCAAUUCUUAAUUUAUCUCCUGAUAUUACUAUUGAUGACAUUUGUAGGAGACUUUGCAAAAUGAUUUCUUUAAUAUUAAAGAAAAAUUAUAAAAAACUGUAUGGACGAUAUCACCUGCUUACUAAUUGUUUCCAAUCAUUAUUAUAUUUGUUUGCAUAUGAUGAUACUAAUACUAAAAUGACUAAAAAUAGCUUUUUUCAUAGAAUUCCUAAUUGGGCUUUAGUAUCUUCAUGCUCUGUCUCUACUGCUAAAAUUUAUUCAGAUACUUUAUUAUGUUGGAUCCAAACUUCUCAUCCAAAUAAAAGUUCUAAAAAAUUAAAAUUAGAUUCAUUCAAAACAUAUGAAAAAACUAUUGCAAAAUAUCUUUUAUGGAUUAUAGUUGAAUAUAUCAAAUUAUUGUUGAAUUAUUCUAUAAAUAACGAAAUAAAGGACAUUCUUACAUCUUCAAUAAUGGAAAUUUUUAAACUACUCUCUAUACAUGAACUCAAAAUGAUAAAUAAUAUAUUAGAUAGUCAAGGUAAAAUUAUUUUUAAAAAAUUAUAUAACAAUUAUACACAAUAUGAUAAAUGGGAUGAAACAUAG